AUGUUUAAAGUCAUAACAGAUCGAUGUGUUAGAUCGAAAGCAACAAAUUUUUUGAAAAAUUUUAAAAAUGGAAAACGAUGUUAUGCUACGAACAAUGAACUGGUAACAUCAGCUGAUAUUGUGAUUGUUGGUGGUGGUAUCGCAGGAUGUAAUACACUAUAUCAGCUCUCGAAAAGAGGGGUAAAUGCAGUUUUAUUAGAAAGGAAUAAAUUGACAAGUGGAACCACUUGGCAUACAGCUGGCUUAGUAUGGUCUCUUCGACCGUGCGAUCUUGAAGUUCGAUUAUUACAAGAUUCUAGAGAUGUUUAUAGCACACUGGAGAAGGAGACUGGCGACCAUGCCGGAUGGAUUAAUAAUGGUGGCAUGUUUAUAUCAAGAAGUAAAGCACGAACAGAAGAGUAUCUAAGAUUGCAUACUUUAGGAAAAGCUAUGGGUAUACCGAGUGAAAUUUUGGACCCGAAUGGAGCCCAAAAGCUUUUCCCACUUUUGGACCCAUCUGUAUUUAAAAUGGCGCUAUACUCACCAUUGGAUGGUACUAUCGACCCAGCAAUGGCGUGCAAUGCGUUGGUUAAAGUAGCAGCUAAAUAUGGUGGAAAGGUAUACGAAGACUGUCCAGUAAUAGAUGUUCAUUAUGCCCACAAUUUGCUCGGCAACAAAGAAGUGACUGGCGUACAUACGGAUAAAGGUUUUAUAAAAACGAAAUGCGUUGUCAAUUGUGGAGGAGUUUGGGGACCUCGUAUAGCUAGGUUUGCUGGUAUACCAUACUUACCAAUAAUACCAUUUAAACAUGCAUACGUUGUGUCCGACAGUAUACCUGAAAUUAGGGGAUGUCCAAACGUUAGGGAUCACGAUGUUAAUUUGUACUUUAAAAUACAAGGGGAAAGCUGUAACAUUGGUGGCUAUGAAAGUAACCCGAUUAUGCUAGAUCAGGUUCCAGAACAACAGCAUUUCCAUCUCUACGAUUUAGAUUGGGACAUAUUCGGCGUUCAUAUGGACAGUGCGACUUCAUUAUGCCCAAAAUUAGGUAAAGUGGGCAUUAAGAGUACAGUGUGCGGACCGGAAUCGUUUACACCAGACCAUAAACCCUUGUUGGGUGAAGAUCCUAAUUUGUUUGGAUUGUACCACAACUGCGGGUAUAACUCAGCUGGAAUGAUGUUCUCUGCUGGGACUGCUAUACAGUUAGCGGAAUGGAUUAUUACCGGAAGGCCACACUACAACAUGUUUACUUUCGACGUGACUCGGUUCACUCCCGCCCAACUAUCUCGCGCCCACUGGGUACGAGAAAGCAGUCACGAAGCAUACGUGAAGAACUAUAGCAUAGUGUUCCCUAACGAUGAACCCCUCGCAGGGAGAGAUGCAAGUCAUGACGCCUUGCACCAGGAACUGAUUGAUGAUGGAGCGGUGAUGCAGGCGAGAGCAGGGUGGGAGAGACCCGGGUUCUUUAUGCCUGGGGAGAAGAUUCGCGUCCAACAGUACGAUUGGGGAGGUGUCAACGAUUAUCCUAGAAAUUUGGACCAGCGCUACGAAGAUGUUCUAAGGGGAGAAUACACAUUCGGAUUUUCGAAGCAUCAUAACAUUAUCGGUUCAGAAGCACUAGCUUGUAGGAAUGAAGCAGCAUUAUUCAAUAUGUCAUACUAUGGGAAGUUCUACCUGACCGGCCCCGACGCACAGAGAACUGCCGAACUUGCCUUUACCGCGGAUUUGUCGAAGAAAAAUGAUAAGGUAACAUAUACGUUGGUUCUAAAUGACAAAGGUGGAGUUGAAGCGGACCUAACAGUGAGCAUCCUCGACGGAGGCAGUGGACAGUUACAUGAGCCUAUAUUCAAAGGUCGUGGCUACUACAUAGUGACCAGUGGCUUCAAUGCGAACCACACGGCAUCUAUAAUUCGACGUAUAAUACACAAGCACAAAUUGCGCGCAAACUUAACUGACGUCAGCAAACAGCUAUGCAUUUUGGCGGUACAAGGACCUGAUAGUCAACGCAUCCUCCAAAGAUACACAGAUGCCGGUCUCUCAAACGACGCGUUCCCACUACACACUAAUCGGAGCAUCAAAGUGUCAAAAGCACCUAAUGCCACAGACAAUAAGACCUAUACUUGCCGAGCACUGCGUGUCUCGUGGGCGGGCGAGCUAGGCUGGGAGCUGCAUGUACCGUCGUCUCACGCGAUACAGAUGUACCAGGCACUCAGAAAGGCGAAGGGGUUGAAGAAUGCGGGGUGGAGGGCUCUAACUUCGCUAAGUGCAGAGAAAGGUUUUCAUUUGUGGAAUUCGGAUUUGAGAAUUGAUGACAAUCCAAUAGAAGCGAAUCUGGGUUUCGCUUGUCGUAAAGAUGGCGACUACGUCGGCAAUGAGGCUGUUGAGAAGUUUAGAAAGAAUGGAGUCACUAAGAAAUAUGCUUUCUUCACUCUUGAUGAUAAGAUUGCCAUAUAUGGCCAAGAAGCAAUAUACAGAAAUAGCGAGCCCGUAGGCUACGUACGUAGAGGGGAUUACGGGUUUUACUUAGAUAAAUCAAUAGGCAUUGGUUAUAUAACCAAUAAAGGUUCACAGGUCACUAAAGACUACUUAGUAAAGGGAGACUAUGCGAUUGAAGUUAUGGGGAAAAGAUAUAAAGCGAAUCUACAUUUAAAAUCUCCAUUUGAUCCCACUGGACAAAGACUAUUAGGCAACUAUGGCUCGCUAGGAAUGGAUGAAAAUACACACGAACCACACGCUGGUCAAAAUGAAAGGGCAGGUGGUAGCGAA
Brenthis ino (lesser marbled fritillary) is the source of this 2742-nucleotide messenger RNA. The record is from the annotation of a GenBank genome assembly. Lineage: Eukaryota; Metazoa; Arthropoda; Insecta; Lepidoptera; Nymphalidae.